Molecule: messenger RNA, 3622 nt
Organism: Oryzias latipes (Japanese medaka)
Lineage: Eukaryota; Metazoa; Chordata; Actinopteri; Beloniformes; Adrianichthyidae
Gene: setd3
Product: SET domain containing 3, actin histidine methyltransferase
Biological process (GO): peptidyl-lysine monomethylation; peptidyl-lysine trimethylation; actin modification
Molecular function (GO): protein-lysine N-methyltransferase activity; protein binding; protein-L-histidine N-tele-methyltransferase activity
Source: RefSeq, a predicted model, not a curated record
UAACAACCAAUCGGAACGCAAGACGCCCACUUUUGUUUGUGGGCGUUACUCCUGUCUCGACCAAUCAGUGGCCCGCUUUGACCAACGUUGGUGUAAGCGGAGGAGAGGAGCUGCUGCUGCUUCCGAAGUCUAUUUGUCCAUCCAGCACCAUGGGAAAAAAGAGUCGAGUGAAGACUCAGAAGUCGGGUUCGGGGGCCACCACCACGGCCUCCCCCAAAGAGAUGAUGAACCUCAUCUCUGAGCUGCUGCAAAAAUGCAGCAGUCCUGCGCCCUCCUCUGGUAAAGAGUGGGAAGAAUAUAUCCAAAUCCGAAGCUUGGUCGAGAAGAUCAGAAAGAAACAGAAAGGUUUAUCCACAGUUUUUGAGGGCAGCAGGGAGGACAGCUUCGCUGAUCUGAUGUCUUGGGCUCAGGAGAACGGGGCGUCCUGUGACGGGUUUACCAUCACCAACUUUGGGACUGAGGGCUAUGGCCUUCGGACCACCAGAGACAUCAAGGCAGAGGAACUGUUCCUGUGGGUUCCCAGGAAGAUGUUAAUGACGGUGGAAUCGGCCCAGAACUCUGUGCUUGGUCCCAUAUACAGCCAGGACCGGAUCCUGCAGGCUAUGGGCAACGUGACUCUAGCGCUACACCUGUUGUGUGAGCGUGGCGACCCGGCCUCCUUCUGGUCGCCGUACAUCCGCAGUCUUCCUCAAGAGUACGACACGCCGCUGUACUACCAGCAGGAGGACGUCCAGCUGCUGCUCGGCACCCAAGCCGUGCAGGACGUCCUGAACCAGUACAAGAACACGGCACGCCAGUACGCUUACUUCUACAAACUGGUGCAGACUCACCCGGCUGCCAGCAAGCUGCCGCUGAAGGACGGCUUCUCAUUCGAUGACUACAGGUGGGCCGUGUCUUCUGUGAUGACCCGUCAGAAUCAGAUCCCCACGGUGGACGGCAGCCGGGUCACUCUGGCCCUCAUCCCCCUCUGGGACAUGUGCAACCACACCAACGGCCUAAUAACCACCGGCUACAACCUGGAGGACGAUCGCUGCGAGUGUGUGGCGCUGCAGGACUAUAAAAAGAACGAACAGAUCUACAUCUUUUACGGCACACGAUCCAACGCAGAGUUCGUCAUCCACAACGGCUUCUUCUUCCAGGACAACGCCCACGACAGAGUGAAGAUCAAGCUGGGCGUCAGUAAAAGCGAACGCCUCUACGCCAUGAAGGCCGAGGUUCUGGCUCGAGCCGGCAUCCCGGCGUCCUGCGUUUUUGCGCUGCACUGUAACGACCCCCCCAUUUCAGCUCAGCUGCUGGCCUUCCUCAGAGUCUUCUGCAUGACCGAGGAGGAACUGAAGGACUACCUGCUUGGAGAACGAGCCAUCAAUAAGAUCUUCACCUUGGGAAACAGCGACUUCCCGGUCAGCUGGGAGAACGAGAUCAAGCUGUGGACGUUCCUGGAGACCAGAGCUGCUCUGCUCCUCAAAACCUACAAGACCACGUCAGAGGAAGACCGCUCCAUCUUGGAGAAACCGGAUCUGUCUCUUCACACGCGCUUGGCUGUCCAGCUGCGCCUGGCGGAGAAGCAGAUCCUGGAGAACGCGUCAGCCAGCGGACGAGCAAAGCGCCUGCAGUUCCAAGAGAAGCUGAAUGAAGGCGCUCCGUUGCCGCAGUUUGAAGAAAGUGACAUUGCUUUGCUGGAAAACAAUGACCCGGAUGCAAAACUUCCCGUUAUUCUGCACAAGCUGGAGGAGGUGGAGGAAGGCCAGGGGAUCGAGGAAGAGGAGCCCCUCUUAAACGGAGGGAAGGGGGACUAUGGGAUGGGUACAGGGGCGAAUGGAAAAACCGUGCUGGAGAAGACUCCGAAGGUCUUAGGAGAUGUCGGUUCAGGUUUGAUCGCGAAUGGAAGUUCAGAGCAGAAAGGUGUGCAGGAAGCGGAGAACUGCAGUGCCAGUCGAACUGAGGACCGCCCCAUAGACGCCAGUGCUUAGACACACCCCACUUCCUGCUGAAGCUCAUGCUAAUAAUUUAUUUUUCUGUCUGUUACAAGACUCAGAAAUCUAGAAGCAGCAUGGUUUUCUUUAGUCGCCUGCAGCUGAACUGUUUUGCUUGGUGAUGUUUGGUUUGAUGCCCUCAGCCGGGAACAGACGGCCGCCGGCGAACAGAACCGCUUCCAGGAAACAGUUCAGCGCAGAAAGAAGUGAAGUGACUUGGUGAAUGUGAUUUUUUUUAUGAAGCCAAAAUCUCUUUGGCCAUAAAAUGUUGUCUCGUUCGACUCCAUUUGCGUUGCAGGUGGUUAUGGUUGACAAUCAUUCUCCCGCCCCCUCCCUCGUGUACCGAUUGAAACUAAUCUUAAAGGCAGGAACGGAUCGAUUUUGAAAACUCUGUUUUUUGUGAAUGUAUCUUUUGGGUGGAGACAUCAUCCGCGGAUCAGACUGAAGCCAUAUCCAGCUCUUGCUGGACUGGAGAACGACCUGUGUAAGUUUUUCAGACAGAAUCUGUUUUGUUUUUUUGUCGGACUGUCUAAAAAUAAAUCUUUGCAGAAGAAACUUCCUGCAGAAGCAGACCUGAUGAAGACUGAGAAUGUGCAUCAGAAUAGUCAAUAAUCAAGCUUCUCAAACUGGUAAAGUCCUGCUUUCCAGGUUCAGAACUUGAAGAUUUCACCAUAGUGACAGACUUCAAACAGAUAUAUUUAAUAAACAACUUCAAGAAAAUUAGAAAAAUGAGUUUGUAGAUUUAAACUAUUCUUUUGCAGAGAUUCUCUGACUUGAGCAUUUUAUCCAAAGAAGUGAGUCUUCAUGGACAAAGACGAUAUCUUGAUCGUUUUUGGUAAAAGCCACUAAGUGUAACAUCAAUUUGAGGAAGUUUAGAUCGUCAAGAACGUCUUAUUCCUUAGUGAUUUGGUUGCAAUCGAGCUACAGAGCGGUUCAGAUUUUAGUCCUGGAAAACCACAGACCUUAAACCUUAGAUCAAACCUUCAAAAAAUGCAAAGUUUUUCAUCUUGUCGUCGUGUGUUUUCAGAUUUUAUUUUUUGUCAGAUCAGCGUAUUACAUCAUUUUUCUCUCAAAUGCAGAAACUAACUUCCAGCUCAUUCAUCCAAACACAUUUUCCUUGGAGAACCUUGGUUUUGUACUAAAGAAGUUUGCACUCGUAAAAUGGGAAGUCGUCAGCAGUAGAGGUGUUUGGAUGCUCGGCCUUUGCGUCUAUUCUUGGAGUUGCACUACAGGACGCACCCCUUCUGUAACGAAUGCCAAAACGUUUCGUUUCAGUAAAUGUGACGUUUGUUGAUUCUAGUUUAAUUCAGCUGCGUCUAGAGUAAGGUGUAACAGCAUCAUGCUCCUCUUAAGGUGGUCCACAUCAGUUUCUAGGAUGGAUCUGUCAGACCAAUCAGAGAGAAGAAUCCUCUCUGCUGGGUCCUUCCACAACUCUUCUACAUUAUGUUCUUAUGCACAUCUGUGGCUUACAAUCUGUCAGGCGACGUCCUGCUUGCUGAUUUUCCAGAGGUUUUUGUGUGUGGAAUGUCUCUUUAGGAGUGUAUUAUAGACCUGAUCAGUUAUUUUCCAUAUUAGUGGAUUGUUUUCCAGCUGAACACGACUUUCUGUCUCCCAGUUCCCCUGACAGAUUAAAGCUUCAUCCACUGCUC